AUGGCUCAGUCUAACCCUACAAUUCUCACUCUUCAAAGCCACCCUCCGCCAAAUCUGGCGCCCCCUGCAUCGGACCCAUCUAUCUAUCAAGCUCAUCAUGCCGCCUUUGCGGCAGAAGGACAGCCGACUACAACGGCUGGGUGGCUGGAGCGUGCACGUAAGGUGUCCAACAUCCUUGCCCCGGAUGCUUCGGCCAGGAGCAAAGAGCAAAAGACACCACGGGCUGAGGUUGCUUUGCUGAAGAGCUCCAGUCUAACCAAAGUACUGGGCGAUGUAAAGUACGGCGGUGGCGGGGAGAGUUGGGAAACUGGGUACCAAGUUAUUCGGGAGGUUGCUGCGGGGGAUGGAUCGAUCGGUAUGUUAUUAGGAUACCACCUCCUCUGGUCUGUUACGGCACACAUCGUGGGUACCGACGAACAGAAAGAGCGUUAUGAGAAAUUGAUCAUUGAGAACAACUAUUUUCUCGGAGGAGCCGUAAACCCUCGCGAUAACGACAGUAGAAUCACUCGUGCACCAUCUGGUGACGGUCUUGUAUUCAACGGGUUCAAGAACUUCAGCACAGGAGGUGUAGUCUCAGAUCUCACUGUACUAGAAGGAAUCUAUGAAGACACGGAGGGGCAUAUAUUCGCCAUCGUUCCAACCGACCAGCCGGGCAUUGUCUUCUCCCACAACUGGAACAAUAUUGGACUCCGUCUCACAGAAUCCGGCUCAGUCAAGAUCCACAACGUUCCCAUCGCCUGGGAAGAUGCUUUAGGGUGGUCGAAAGAAACAAAAGCACCCAUACCUGAAGUCCUCCAGGCUUCCUUCGCCGCUCUGCUCUUGCCCACUAUCCAACUUGUUUUCUCUAAUUUCUAUAUUGGAAUCGCACACGGUGCUCUCCGAACAGCAAGGCAUUACACUCUCACGCAAACUCGCGCCUGGCCUUUUGCUCAUGAGCCUAAAUCCAGUCCGACGGAUGAGCACUAUGUUCUUGCACGCUAUGGGAAGUUGUUUGCCUCCUUGCGUGCGGCGGACGCGCUUGCUGAUCGCGCAGGGAAGGAGAUAGCAGAUGCGUUUAACGAGCAUGGGCCAAGGAGGGAUCUAUCUGCACGUAGACGGGGUGAGGUAGCGGAAUGGGUUGCCAGUGUAAAGAUUAUAGCUACUCAUACAUCGCUGGAGGUCACUAGUGGGGUCUUCGAGGUUACUGGGGCGAGAUCCACAGCAGAGAAGUAUGGCUUUGAUCGUUUCUGGAAGGAUGUGCGGACUCAUACGUUGCAUGAUCCUGUGGCUUACAAGGAGUCCGAGUUGGGACGAUUUUGGCUGCUGGAUGAGGUCCCAACUCCUACGUGGUACACUUAA
Molecule: messenger RNA, 1338 nt
Organism: Aspergillus alliaceus
Lineage: Eukaryota; Fungi; Ascomycota; Eurotiomycetes; Eurotiales; Aspergillaceae
Product: thermophilic desulfurizing enzyme family protein
Exons: 3
Coding region: 1-1338 (445 amino acids)
Biological process (GO): L-leucine catabolic process
Molecular function (GO): flavin adenine dinucleotide binding; 3-methylbutanoyl-CoA dehydrogenase activity
Source: RefSeq, a predicted model, not a curated record